Prunus armeniaca (apricot) is the source of this 420-nucleotide messenger RNA. Lineage: Eukaryota; Viridiplantae; Streptophyta; Magnoliopsida; Rosales; Rosaceae. The record is from the annotation of a GenBank genome assembly.
AUGGCUUCUUCUUCCUCCAUCAAGAUUGAUGGUUUGCUCAGUAUGGUUACCAUUCGUCUCAGCGACAAUAAUUUCUUGAAAUGGAGUUUUCAAUUGCAGUUUGUGUUGCAAGGGUAUGAGCUUUUUGGGUAUUUCGAUGGCUCUAUAGUUCAACCUCCAAAAUUUGCAAUCUUGGACGAAGAGGGUGUUACUUCUCAAGUCACAGCAGGUUACAAGGAAUGGCUGAAGACUAACAAGGCUCUUCUCAGUUUGCUCAUCGCCACUCUGUCGGAUGAAGCUUUGGAAUAUGUCAUUGGGAUUAAGACGGCUCAAGAGGCUUGGCUCAAUUUGGUGGAUCGCUAUGCCUCAGUUUCACGAGCCCGCAUCAAUCACUUGAAGACUGAGCUCCAAACUGCUCAAAAAGGGGGGGGACUCUAUUGA